Molecule: messenger RNA, 752 nt
Organism: Patiria miniata (bat star)
Lineage: Eukaryota; Metazoa; Echinodermata; Asteroidea; Valvatida; Asterinidae
Product: P2X purinoceptor 4-like
Exons: 6
Coding region: 6-752 (248 amino acids)
Biological process (GO): response to ATP; monoatomic cation transmembrane transport
Cellular component (GO): plasma membrane; nuclear inner membrane
Molecular function (GO): extracellularly ATP-gated monoatomic cation channel activity; purinergic nucleotide receptor activity
Source: RefSeq, a predicted model, not a curated record
CAAGAAUGCCGGAUGUUGCCUGUAAUCCCUCCGCGAAUGAAUGUAAAAAGGGCGACCGAGUCAUCAAUGGAAACGGUGUUCGGACUGGUAAAUGUGUGCCUUACCAUUAUCCUAAUGGAACUACAACUGAUACAUGUGAAAUUGAGGCUUGGUGCCCAGUGGAGUAUAACAUGAACCCAACAUUUGUUUCCAUCCUAAUACAUUUAUUAAACAUGAAUUACAGGAAUACUACAGCAAUUUUGAAGGAUGCUGAGCGUUUCACCGUGCUGAUCAAGAACACUGCGGCCUACUCCAAGUUUCACUUCUUCAAGCGUAAUAUAUUGGAGAGUUCCAACACCAGUUACCUUAAAGGCUGCCUGUACAACAAACAUUCGGAUCCAUUCUGUCCGGUCUUCAAACUUGGCGACAUCGUCACGGCAACCGGCGAGGACUUCAAUGCAUUAGCUUACAGUGGCGGUGUCAUUGCCAUUUUCAUCAACUGGGAUUGUAAUCUGGACAACAGCUGGGAUGACUGCAGGCCCACAUACAAAUUCAAGAGGCUUGACAACAAAAACUCAACGUUGGCAAAGGGGUACAACUUCAGGUUCUCCAACUAUUACCAAGAUGCAAAUGGCAUAGACACGCGUACACUGUUGAAAGCCUACGGGAUCCUGUUCAAGGUGAUUGUGACCGGAACGGCUGGCCAGUGUAGUGGAGUGCAGGUGUUGCUGUAUCUUGGAUCGGGCUUUGGUUUCUUUACUGUAGUAAGUUGA